Molecule: messenger RNA, 372 nt
Organism: Lactuca virosa
Lineage: Eukaryota; Viridiplantae; Streptophyta; Magnoliopsida; Asterales; Asteraceae
Source: the annotation of a GenBank genome assembly
AUGAUUUAUGGUUUUGGUUAUGAUUCGUCCAAAGAUGACUACAAGGUGGUAUUAGGAUUUAGAAAUGGUGGUAUUCGUCCAAAGUUUACUUUAAAAUCCAACGUCUGGGAAGUUAUUGGAGAAGUGAAUUACACUUUUGUCAGUAGGGUUGGUUUCCUUUACAGUGGCGCACUUCAUUGGGUUGUUUGUCAUGGUUCAGCUUAUCAGAUGCCGCUAAUUCUUUCUUUUGAUUUGUCCGAGGAUAAAUUUGAGCAGAUCCCACAACCUUGCAAAUGGGCAGAUCAUUUGGGGACCAUAAGCGGUUGUUUGUGCGUAUUGGAUGUGCCCUCAAACACCCUAUAUGGUAUUCCCUUUACACUGCAAGGAGGAUAA